Plectropomus leopardus (leopard coralgrouper) is the source of this 1445-nucleotide messenger RNA. NCBI's taxonomy places the organism in Eukaryota, Metazoa, Chordata, Actinopteri, Perciformes, Serranidae. The record is from RefSeq and is a predicted model, not a curated record.
CAUCUCUGCGGUUGUCUCUGUCUUGUGAUUGACCUCGGUGUCCCUCUUCCCUCCGCAGCUGACCCUGGAAACUACCCGGUCAUGGACUACCGCUCUGGUCCGGGCCCAUGCCCCAGCACCAGCACCAACGAUAUAACGCGGUGCCUGAUGAUAUCAACAAGGGCCGCUCUUACCCAGGAGCAGGUGUUUGCUCUGUUUGACAUCAUUCCUGGUAUGGAGUACUGUGAGCUGCAGCGAGACGCUUAUGGGAUGAGCAAAGGUCAUGCUUUGAUUCGCUACAGUAAUCUGGGCUCAGCGGUCUACGCCAAGGACAAGCUGAAUGGCUUUGAAUAUCCACCUGGAAACAGACUGGUAGUAAAUUUUGUGGAUGACGGAGAGGACCGCAGCAGUCCUGUAGGUCGCAUGGCCAUGCAGUUUGUUGCAACCCAGAUGAUGUCUGCAGCGUGGAACAGUCCCCAAAGCAACCAGUCAAUGAAACCUCCCAGCUUGCCUCCCCUCCCCCCGAUGGCCCGGAUUCAGACCGAUGUCAGCCUGCCCUCUCUGAAGAAGCUCGCUCCGCCUGACAGCAAAGUGAAGGAGCGCUUGUUUGUAGUCUUCAGCCCCUCCCCGCUGCCCCCGGAAGUGCUGGAGGACGUUUUCGGCCGCUUUGGUUCACUAAUUGAGGUCCAUUUGGUUCCUGGGAGGAAGGUUGGAUACAUGAAGUAUGCCGACAAACAGUGUGCUGAUGAGGCCCUGGCAGCGCUCCACGGUCAGGUCGUCAAUGGAGUAAAGAUGAAGGUGAUGUUGGCCGAUCCUCCCAGAGAGGAAUCUCAUAAACGCCCUCGUACCUACUAACCACAUGGCGGAAAUGACCGGCGACUGUUGUCAUGACACAAUGACACCUGACCUGACCGACCGACCGACAUCAAGACCUCCUCCCGACCUCUGACACGACCUUUGACAUCUGUCUGACCUUACUCCGGGUCCGUGACCUUGCUGUGACUCAUUGAUAUAACAAGUCAACGGUAGCAUCCUCUACUAACGGAGUCUUAAUCACAUGUAGAGUCUGUGAGCGGCUGCAACAUGCACAAUGUGUCGUUUGUGGUCAUCGUCCUACUUUUAUGCUUUUUUUAAGUUCAAAUUAUCAGCCUUGACGCUGCUGUUGCAGUAGCACACCGAAAUUUAUCAACAAACUGCUGAGUAAACACUUGAUUUUAAGUUAAGAAGUCUCUUGAGCUACACUGUAGUUUGUAGAACAGGUGUUUGGCAACAUUUCCGUUUUGUGUGCAGGUGGCUUUAAAAACCCGAUAUUUAAAACUGGGUCCAGGUGGUUUUCUUUUUUAAGAUCUAGUACUUUUCUCCUAGAUGUUCUGUCCAUCUCUUGUUGAGCUCAUUUCAAAGGUGUUUAUCAGAUCAACUGUAAACUUUUUUUCUCUCAAUAAAAAUAAAAACAUUUGAACACUCCA